Messenger RNA from Closterium sp. NIES-65, 711 nucleotides. The record is from the annotation of a GenBank genome assembly. NCBI's taxonomy places the organism in Eukaryota, Viridiplantae, Streptophyta, Zygnematophyceae, Desmidiales, Closteriaceae.
AUGAUUGUGCCCGUGAUCAUACCCGUGUGCUGCCCGUAUUUUGCCCGUGUUCAACCCGUGAUUCUGCCCGUACUGCUGCCCGUGAUUGUGCCCGUGAUCAUACCCGUGUGCUGCCCGUAUUUUGCCCGUAUUCUGCCCGUGAUCCUGACCGCGAUUCUGCCCGUGUUGUCGCCCGUGAUUUUGCCUGUGAUUCUGCCUGUGAUCCUGCCCGUGUUGCUGCCCGUUCCUGUGUCAUACUGCCCGUGCCCACCCAUGUCUCCCGUUGCUGCCCGUGUCUUACCCGCGCCUAGUGUCCCCCGUUCUGCCCGUGCUGCCUGUUCUGCCCGUGCUGCCCCGUUGUGCCCCCCGUGUCCUGCCCCGUUCAGCCUGUGUUCUGCCCUGUUCUGCCCAUGUUGCCUUGUUCAGCCCGUGUCCUGCCCCGUUCAGCCCGUGUUCUGCCCUGUUCUGCCCGUGUUGCCCCGUUCAGCCCGUGUCCUGCCCCGUUCAGCCGCCCGUGUUGCCCCGUUCAGCCCGUGUCCUGCCCCGUUCUGCCCGUGUUGCCCUAUUCUGCUCAUGCUGCCCCGUUCUGCCUGUUUGUGCCCUACCCGUGCUGUCCGUACCCAUUGGUGCCCCACCCGUGCUGUCAGUUCUCGCUCGUGCCCCACCCGGUCUGUGCUUCCCGGUCUCGUGCUGCUCGUCACCCCCGUGCGGCCCGUCCCGUACAGCACCUAG